AUGCCGAAAGACCGAGGGGGACCGCCUGGGAAAAAAUCUAAUCUAUCUGUAAGUAAUUGGCAAACACUACCCUCUAAUCGUCGCGACAAAGCAUUCUGGUUGGCGCUAAACGAUUUCCUAGCACCAUCUCUCCAAGAAGAGUUCCCGUUGGCGAGUGGGGAGUUUCGCAGCCUUCCUCUCUCUGGACGCACCGCGCAGGACGCGUCUCCGCUUGUGAAUGAGGCCGCGACGAAAGCAGCGAAUGAGCAGCGCGACUACUACAACGACAUAACACUCUGGAAUCCGCUGUCGCUGGCGGUCCGAUUAAGAAUAUCUGUUGGGGUCGUGAUUGAGCAGCUGCUUCUCGCGAAUGAGUAUGGUUUAGUUUCUAUGCAGUUUGUGAUUACGUGCCGAUCGUGUGGGUGCGACAUGCUGCGCGUUACAGCAGUGAGCAAAAUUUGCUUCCGCGCCACAUACCACCAAACAAACGUAAUUUGGUGCCCCAUGUGCACGGAGCGAACCGAGGUUUCAAAUCUAGGACAAGUUGCCGUGUUCUUCCAGGAACCCAGCCCGCCGCCGCUGCUGCAGCGCAAGCACCACCGCCUGUUCCUCAGCGAGGAGGCGCAACGACGACGGCUAGAUUCGUACUUCUGUCCGCCGGGAGCCUCCUUCGCGUUCCGCAUGCGUCUGCCUGAGGGGCGCUACCUCCUGAUCGCGUCAGGCGCAGGGAUCAUCGUUGAACUGCACGUCGCCACCGGCGUGGAGUAUUUGGAGAGGGAGCGGCCGUUCCACACUGUCACAGUUCUGAUGGAGAAAUUCUUGGAGGUGGGUGGCACAGACGCGGAGGGAACUGUGAAAAAGCGACCUGUCAUUCGUGUCGAUCACGGCAAGCUUAUGUUUCGUGUAUUUAACGGCACGCAAUACGGAAGCUAUUUGGACUUCUAUAUUGGAUUCGACGAGCGACUGGAGUUUUUGGCACUGAAGCCGCCUGUUGUGGCGACGGUGCCGCUGGUGCUGCACCACGCUUCUCGUGGGUUGCGGUCGCCUCUGUUUCGCCUCUUCACUCCUAGUCCGCCCGGCACACGGAUCCCCGGUGUGUACGUGCUGCACGCCUUCACCCUCCCUGGCGAGGAGUUCGAAGAACCGAUCAGCGCGGGCAGUGAGUCCACGCUCGCCAUCAUACGCGAGGUACACCGCUACUCGCUGGAGGACCACCACGGCCUCCUCCUCUCUGUGGGGUCGGGUGGCACCGUGUUCGAGUCGUCAUUUCUUUCCUUCACAGCGGCCCUGGCCUGUUCGCUGUGCUUUGCACAACGUGUCGUAACACGCCUCGGGGAGCACAUCGCCGCCCUUCUUGCGUGCAGUAUCACCGAAGGGGCGAUGUACAUGGCGUCCUUUCAGGGUCAGUACGAUGACGACGAAAAUGUGCGCUCCUCAUACCCCGAUGUGCAGAUGGUCGGGCCGGUGGUUCACGCGUCGACGCACCCACCUGUGUUAGCAAGCAAUAACAGCGACACCGCGCCACAGUCGUCUGUCGGUUGCAACGUCCGCUUCGAACUCCGGUCGGUGACGGAGGACCACAGUGGCACCUGCCUAUGCCCCGAGGCUGGGGAUGAGAUGCUGCCGUAUCUCUUAUCCUUCCUGGAGGAGCAUCUCAACGGGGUGACGGUGCUGCGCGAGCCACAGGCAUUAGUGGUCGUGGUGCCGUUGGCGACGCUGAACGCGAUGGUGAUGCUACCCACACUGUUAGACCCUACGACGUACACCAAGGAGUUGUGCGGGCCGUUUGGAUGA
Molecule: messenger RNA, 1773 nt
Organism: Trypanosoma grayi
Lineage: Eukaryota; Euglenozoa; Kinetoplastea; Trypanosomatida; Trypanosomatidae
Exons: 1
Coding region: 1-1773 (590 amino acids)
Source: RefSeq, a predicted model, not a curated record